Sparassis crispa is the source of this 1560-nucleotide messenger RNA. RefSeq lists its product as uncharacterized. Lineage: Eukaryota; Fungi; Basidiomycota; Agaricomycetes; Polyporales; Sparassidaceae. Gene Ontology annotation, cellular component: membrane. Gene Ontology annotation, molecular function: transmembrane transporter activity. The transcript has 20 exons. Gene Ontology annotation, biological process: transmembrane transport. The record is from RefSeq and is a predicted model, not a curated record. Bases 1 to 1560 code for a protein of 519 amino acids.
AUGUCGACCCUCGGUUCGUCAAAGGGCAGUCGCACGUCUGAGAAGGACACUGCCGUUCGCAUCGGAGACUGUUCUUCCGCUGUUGCUGUCGAAGUAGUGCAGGAGAAGGACGACGAUCUUCUUGCACUGGGCGUUCGGGAGCGCGCUGAAAGGCAAUUACUUCGCAAGCUGGACACAAGUUUAAUGCCUACCAUUAUCGUGAUAUUUAUUAUGAAUUACAUCGACCGGAGCAAUCUUACGUCUGCAAGAUUGCAAGGACUAACGCAAGAUCUGCAUUUAUCCGAUAUUCAAUACUCAACCGUCCUAGCAGUGUUCUGUGCCUCAUACUGUCCAGCCCAAAUCCCAUCUAACAUGAUCCUGAAUCGUAUCUCGAGGCCAUCUUAUUUCAUCCCGGCGUGCGUCAUUAUAUGGGGACUCGUGAGCAUCUUGACCGGGGUCACGAAGAAUUACGCCGGGAUCUUGAUGUGUCGCAUUGUCAUCGGCUUCCCUGAGGCAACAUUCUAUCCCGGAGCCAUGUACCUACUCUCCCGGUGGUACACGCGCAAGGAACUUGCUUUCCGAGGAGCUAUCAUAUACGGUGGUCUCCUGAUCUCCAACGCUUUCGGAGGUCUCUUGGCAGCUGGCAUUCUAUCGGGCAUGCAAGGAAAAUUGGGUAUCGCGGCUUGGAGAUGGCUUUACUACAUUGAGGGUGCUAUCUCCAUUUCUAUCGGCAUCGUUGCGAUAUUUAUCUUGCCAGACUACCCGCACAAUACACGUUGGCUAACCGCAUCGCAGUUGAGGCUAGCCCGCGUUCGAUUGGCGGAAGAUGUAGGAGAGGCGGACGAAGAUUCUGCGCAAGAAUCAGCUAUGGUCGGAUUGAAGCUCGCCCUCAAGGAUCCGAAAGUGCAUAUAUUUGCCAUCAUGAAUUGCGCUCAGCUGUUGGGACUCGGCUUCAUCAACUUCUUCCCAACGAUUGCGAAAACUCUUGGGUUCUCAACGACAGUAACUCUGUUGCUUACUGCACCUCCCUGGAUUUUCUCCACCAUCAUGUGCUGCGCGAACUCCUGGCAUGCAGACAAGACUGGUGAACGUUUCUUCCACCAAGUUACACCAUGGUUCGGCGUGCUUGUCGGGUACAUCAUCGCCGUCUCCACUAUGUCAACGGGCGGCAGGUAUGUUGCCAUGUUCCUCAUGGCGAGUGGAUAUGCAGGCUUUGCUUUUACCCUUGUGUGGGUGUCGAGUGCCAUACCGCGUCCCCCGGCCAAGCGUUCUGCAGCCAUGGGUAUCAUAAACGGUGUCGGAAACCUUGGCAAUCUGAUCAGCUCAUACUCGUGGCGAACACAGUGGAGCCCCGACUACCAUCAGUCCAUGUACAUCGGGAUCUCCAUGCUCUCGUUCAGCACUGUUCUGGCUUUAGUCAUUCGUUACAUGCUCAUUCAACAGAACAAGCAGUUGGAGCGAGAAGAACACCAGGAAAUCAAGGGAGCGGAGCGAGGACGGAUUGAAGAGGCUGCACGGUUGGAGGGCCUGACCUUCGAGGAAGCUUUAGAGCGCAGGAGGGGCUUCCGAUACCUGUACUAG